AUUAUUUGUUGAUAAACAGAUUAAGUUAAAAUGUUACGUAGUAAAGUGUAAAACAAGACAGCCAAAACGCAAGAAACGCUUAUGGAAAUUGUUUAAUGGUGGCAAAUCAGUUUUCAUCCGCUGUUUCACUCGCUCCCUUCCUUUCCAUUAAAUGCAACAUCGCGGAUCCUAGAUGUCAUCAUUCCACCACUUUUGCGGAGUUUGAACCUUUCCUUUUAAGUGUUGUCAAGAUUCUCAUUACCAUCUCGUGAGCAAGCUGCUGUUGUUACUAUGUCAACUGAUAAAUUACCUCUUCACAAAACUGUUUCCUGGAAUUAAAGGAGGAAAAACCAAAGAUCAAUGGAAGAAUCAUGGGGGCAUGUUCUUCCCUCAGAUGUUCCUGAAUCUACAUCUUCUAAUAUUGGUGAAAGGCUUACUUCAAGUGCACAUGCCAAUCGUGGGUCUGGCUUUCCAGGUGUGAAGAAGAGAGGACUCAGCAGUCGUUCGUGGAUAAAGAUUGAUCAAGAUGGGAAUUCGAAGGUUUUGGAGCUUGAUAAAGCCAAAAUUAUGAGGCACUGUUCUUUGCCAUCCAGAGACCUAAGGCUUUUGGACCCUUUAUUUAUUUAUCCUUCAACAAUACUAGGAAGGGAGAAGGCUAUUGUGGUCAAUCUUGAGCAAAUAAGAUGUAUAAUCACAGCUGAGGAGGUUAUCUUGAUGAAUUCUUUGGAUAUAAAUGUUGUUCAAUACAAUUCUGAAUUAUGCAAGCGUCUUCAGACGAAAAAAGACCAAGCGGAUGACCUUCCGUUUGAAUUUAAGGCAUUGGAACUAGCAUUGGAACUAACUUGCAUGUCCCUUGAUGUAAAGGUGAGAGAACUGGAAAUGGAGAUAUACCCAGUGCUAGAUGAAUUAGCAUCAUCCAUUAAUACCCUUAACCUGGAACGUGUUCGUAGAUUGAAGGGUCAACUCCUUACAUUAACCCAGCGAGUUCAGAAGGUACGAGAUGAAUUAGAGCAUCUUAUGGAUGAUGACGGUGACAUGGCUGAGAUGUAUCUCACAGAGAAAAAACAAAGGUCAGAGGGUAACACCCCCAGCGAACUAAAUGCUCAAAAUAAUUUUUUCAGUGGGAUCAGAUUAGUUUCAAAAUCUGCUCCUGUUUCACCAAUAGCAUCGACCAAUGGAGCCCCGAGACUGCAAAGGGCAUUUAGCAGUAUUGUGACAAGCAAACAAGGAAGCUUAAGUAGUUCACAUGAUGGGGAAAAUAUUGAACAACUUGAAAUGUUACUUGAAGCAUACUUUGUUGUUAUUGAUCAUACACUCAGCAAGUUGUUAUCGCUGAAAGAGUACAUCGAUGAUACUGAAGAUCUGAUCAACAUUAAGUUGGGCAAUGUUCAAAACCAUCUGAUUCAAUUCGAGUUGCUUCUCACCGCAGCGACUUUUGUGGCCACAUUAUUUGCUGCUGUAGCAGGCGUCUUUGGAAUGAACUUUGUAGCUUCAGUUUUCGAUUACCCAUCUGCAUUUACUUGGGUUCUGGUUAUAACAGGUGCUGGAUGUGGGUUAUUGUACUGUUCAUUCUUGUUAUAUUUCAGGUACAAGAAAGUAUUCCCAUUGUAAGCCGGUGAGCUUGAAGAUGCUUAUUAUUAUUCUUUUAUCAAGUAGU
Molecule: messenger RNA, 1636 nt
Organism: Hibiscus syriacus
Lineage: Eukaryota; Viridiplantae; Streptophyta; Magnoliopsida; Malvales; Malvaceae
Product: magnesium transporter MRS2-5-like
Exons: 7
Coding region: 340-1590 (416 amino acids)
Biological process (GO): magnesium ion transport
Molecular function (GO): magnesium ion transmembrane transporter activity
Source: RefSeq, a predicted model, not a curated record